Messenger RNA from Heterocephalus glaber (naked mole-rat), 1664 nucleotides. The record is from RefSeq and is a predicted model, not a curated record. NCBI's taxonomy places the organism in Eukaryota, Metazoa, Chordata, Mammalia, Rodentia, Bathyergidae.
GCUGCCUUUUCGCCCCCGGACGACGCCAUAAAGAGCGCUUUCUGUCCCUCUCGGGACGCUGGUGAGUGACUCCGCCGCUGGGCUUUAGGAGAUGUCUGGACGCGGCAAGCAGGGCGGCAAGGCUCGCGCCAAGGCGAAGACGCGUUCGUCCCGCGCCGGGCUGCAGUUCCCUGUGGGGCGCGUGCACCGCCUGCUGCGCAAGGGCAACUACGCCGAGCGCGUGGGCGCCGGCGCCCCGGUGUACCUGGCGGCCGUGCUCGAGUACCUGACGGCCGAGAUCCUGGAGCUGGCGGGCAACGCGGCGCGCGACAACAAGAAGACGCGCAUCAUCCCGCGCCACCUGCAGCUGGCCAUCCGCAACGACGAGGAGCUCAACAAGCUGCUGGGCAAGGUGACGAUCGCGCAGGGCGGCGUGCUGCCCAACAUCCAGGCCGUGCUGCUGCCCAAGAAGACCGAGAGCCACCACAAGGCCAAGGGCAAGUAGAAGUGGAACGAGGUGGUCUUGCCUCUCCCAACCAAAACAACGGCUCUUUUCAGAGCCACCCAAAUUGCUUGGAAGAACUGAGCACUUCGUGAAGAGCUUCAUGUCCACUUCUUAAUCACAUAGACAUUUAAUUUCCACCAGCCUUAGGUUAGCAUCUGAACCCAUUUCCACAUAACCUAGCACACGAAAGGGCUGUUUCAAGGUACCGUGCCGCGCAAUGGAGUUCCUUCCACCUUGUGCUUCGCUAAGUCAUUCUCGCUCCCACGUCAGUAAUGCUUCUAACAGUGAAUCCAUCUUGUCUUUUUGUUUCGUACCGGGGAUUGAACUCGGGUCCUUGUGCUUGCGCACCAGGCGGCGAAACCACUGAACUAAAUCCCUGGCCCCAUCUCAAGUCUUGAUGUGCCAGGUUUUUUUUCUUGGUCUUAGCAAAUGGAAGAUCUUUAGGAUGCAGCAUCCAACCCAGCUUUUUAAAGUAACCUAACCUAGAGGGGUUUUUUUGGAGCUUUUGAGGUUUCUGAGCCCUAAACCAGAAUCAGGAUAAUUAAAACUUUCAUUGUUAUAUAAGGAUCAAAAGAUUUUUUUAUUCAAAUUGUAAAUUUGAACAUUAAUUUGGUUGUGUUGCCAGAGAAUUCUCAUUGUUUACUUAAGUAUUUCCGAGCCUUUUAUCCCAUCCACAAUACUUUUUAAAUGCCUUUGACUUGGUAUUUUAAAUUUUAUUUAUGAACUGCUGGACUAGAUUCUUUACUAGCAUAAGAAUUACAUUUUUAGAAAGCAGGAUAGUGGAAGUAUUAUAUUACCUGAACAUGAAAGCUAAUUAGUACAAGGAGGCAUCUAUGAAAUUAGGAGGCUUUCAUUUCCUCACACAAAUAGGAUUUUAUUGGUGAAAAAAUUUUAAAGUUCUUAAAAUUAAGCGUUUGAAGGCAAAAGAGGAUGGUGUUAAAUGACUCUAAAUUGGUAGUCACUAAACUAAUGAUCACUGGGAAUUUGGUGGUCUGAAUUAAACAGUGCUGUUUAUAUACAGUACAUAGUUUCUAAAACCCAGUGCCAACAAAGUGAAAUAUUUAACUGUUUAUACUGAUUACAGUGAAGUAGCAAGAAUACUUUGGAUUAAGCACAAUAUUGAAAUCAAUUUGUCCUGGUUUUACCUUGUAGUUUGGGUUUUUUUUGGCACCGGGCAUCG